AUGAGGAUUAUAGCAAUACUAUGGACAGUGUAUUUGGUAGGAGUAUGUAACUGUGGAGAUGAUACUAAUGUUACAAAAGAUGUGUUAAAGGGUACAGAGGAUAAUGUAACUAAUCCAGGCCAGUCUGAUCAGCAUACUUCCUUGGCUUCCAAAGUAGACACUUCCUUAUUUGAUGUAGAGAGCUCUGUUGAGGGCAAUGUUCCAGUUCUCAAGCUCACAGCCAAGGAAGGUACAUCUACAAACAGGCUUUUAUACGAUGGUCAGACAGUUUGGGAAGAUGAUAAUAAACUAUGUCUCUCAGCUAUCUUGUAUAUGGACGAAGGAAAGCCUACCAUGACCGCCAUAAAAGCUAAAGGCGUUAAGGGUGGUGCUAAUUUUACUCUCUACAGAUACCAUGACGGUAAGAAGUGGAAGGAUGAGAGAGAAUUUCAACAUAAAAAUAAGCUGGCUGAGCUGAGGAAGAAGUAUAAACAUGCAACACCUUCUACUUUAGACCUUUCUAACCCAGAUACCUCCAAGUUAGAUGUGCAUACAGAAACAGAAUCCGGAGUAUCCUUCAAGGGGUAUACUCCAAAGAAUGGCUAUCAUAUAUCUUCUGUUCUUUAUGGUGAAUCUAGUGUUUGGAAAGUUGAAGCGGGCCAGAAGUGUAAACUUGUGGAAUCUUAUGCCAAAUAUGAGAUAACAAUUCUUCGUCUAGAAAUUUCCGAGAGUAGUGAGACCAAGUCCAAAUACUUUGAGAAGACUGAUGGAGAAUGGAAUGAGCUCAAGAAGGAUCAGUUUUAUGAGAAAGCAAAGGCAUUGAUUGGAGAAUCUGGAAAGAAUGCUUCUCUAAAUAUUUCUACUCCAAAUUCAUCUCAAUGUCAGUCCUUCGACUAUUACUAUGAUGAUAACCACAUUAAACUAAUGGUUCCAAAGAAGAAUGUUAGCGUCUCUAAGCUCAUGAACAGUCUAGAAAAUGUUUGUAUUCUUUCAGCUGGAGAAACAUUUGAUCAUGUUAAAGUGUACCUUAAUAAAGAUGGUCAGCCAGAGCUAGUUCUUGUUGCAAGCAACUUUUCUUCAGAUAUAAAAUACAAUUACUUUGCAAAGAAUGGAACGAAGUGGGAAUGUACAUUAAAGUAUACUGAAAAGUUGAAGGCUCUAAAGAUUGUUCCAGCUAAAAAAACCGACAUUUCCAUUGAUUUAAAUAAAGCAGAGGACACAAAUGGAUGCAUAGUGUUCAAUGUUGAACCGCUGUAUGUACAGACACGUUUUCAUUUACCAAAGCCAGACUAUCAUGCCAAUGAAGUCAAGGAUGGUAGUAAGAAGAUAUGGAAACCCUCUGGAGAUGAAAGAUGUACAUCCUGUGUCGUAUACUCCAAUAAUAAUGCUCAUUUACUAUCACUUUUUAUAAAGGAUGGAGAAAAUCAUGAUCAUAAAUACUUUGAAAAGAAUGGCAGUAACUGGAAGGAGAUAAGUAAGGAUGAAUUUGACAAAAAAUACGAUGAGAUGAAAGAUACAGCUGUUAGGAGCUCCUAA
This is a messenger RNA of Theileria equi strain WA, 1515 nucleotides long. Its product is annotated as signal peptide-containing protein. The transcript has a single exon. NCBI's taxonomy places the organism in Eukaryota, Apicomplexa, Aconoidasida, Piroplasmida, Theileriidae. The coding region runs from base 1 to 1515 and encodes 504 amino acids. The record is from RefSeq and is a predicted model, not a curated record.